This is a messenger RNA of Peniophora sp. CBMAI 1063, 1545 nucleotides long. Lineage: Eukaryota; Fungi; Basidiomycota; Agaricomycetes; Russulales; Peniophoraceae. The record is from the annotation of a GenBank genome assembly.
AUGGCGUUUCCCUCCCUUUCAGUGGUUCUCGCAGUUCUGGCCAUCGCGGGGUCGACAUAUCUCUACCACCGACGCAAGUUCUCCAGACUACCUACUUUGGUCGACGGAGAGAAGGUUAUCAAGGCUCUUCGAAAGGCGACUUCGGAGAAACGGGGAUCUUGGGAGGUAUUCGAUGCCCUAGCCAAACGCCAUGGUCCUAUCUUCUCCUUCAACCUGCGUGGAACUCCAGUCGUCGUGCUGAGCUCUGCGUCACUCGGCUGGCAACUGCUAGAGAAGCGCGGAGAAAGCUACUCCAACCGCCCCCGUCUUGUCACUGCACACGAGAUCUUGUCCGGCGGAUUGAGAGGCCUCAGCUCAUCGUAUAAUGAACAUUGGAAGAAGUGGCGGAAGGUACAACACGACGGGAUGAGUGCUCGCCAAGCGCUCGUAUACCGAGAUCACCAGACUCUCGAGGCCGCUAUCCUUCUGCGGGAUCUCGCGCGCGACACUAGCCAGUACCGUGAGGCAAUUCUGAGGUUCGCCGCGUCCGUGGUACUCUCAAUCUCAUACGGUCGGCGCGUGAGCAGCAUCGAGGACCAUGUCGUGGCUUACCAAGUUAAGACCGCCCAAGUCUUCUUGCAGGCUACUAUUCCCGGGAAGAACAUAGUUGACAUGUUUCCUGCUCUCUUACGAUUGCCUCGUGCCUUGCAGUGGUUCCGUUGGAAAUACGACGCCAUGUUCGCCGAUGACGUGCAGUUCUACCAGUCAAUGGUAGACGACGUCCGACAGAGGAUAUCUGCUGGUACUCAUAAGGAGAGCAUGACAUCUCGAGCCCUUGCUGACACAGAUAGUGGCUUAACGCAAACGGAGUUAUCAUACUUCGUUGCCGCGCCUUUCGGGGCUGGACUUCACACCACUGCUGGAAGCAUUCAAUACGCAAUCUUCGCAGCGUUGCUAUACCCAGAGUCCGCGCGCAAAGCGCAACAAGAGCUCGACGAGGUGAUCGGCAAAGAUCGUCUACCCACGUUCGCAGACCUGGGAUCUUUGCCGUAUGUCUGUGCAUGGAUCAAGGAGGUUGAGCGUUGGCGCCCCAUUGCCCCGCUUGCGGUCCCUCACGCUACAUCGCGCGACGAUGUUUUCGAAGGAUCCUUCAUACCAAAGGGUACUACGGUCUAUGCGAACAUCUACACGAUGAUGCAGGAUAGCGAGCUGUUCCCCGAUCCAGACGUAUUUCGACCUGAGCGCUUCUUGCCCGCGGGGGAUCUUCCCCUGGAUCCCCGCUUGCGCGAUUUCACGUUGCCAUUUGGUUUUGGACGUCGCCUUUGUCCAGGGAUGCAUGUCGCGUCGCAGUCACUGUUCAUAGUCAUAAGUCGUUUGCUGUGGGCAUUCGAUGUUUUGCCUUUCCCUGGCGCUCCUCCUCCCGACUCGCACGAAUGCAUCAGCGAUGGGCUGUCCAGAGCUCCGCCCAUCUUCAAGUUUGUUCUGCAACCUCGUACGCCAGAGACUAUCUCCAUCCUCGAGAUGGAGGCCUCGGACGCCGACAUACGCGUGAAGGAGUGGGAAUGA